Paramacrobiotus metropolitanus is the source of this 1146-nucleotide messenger RNA. RefSeq lists its product as uncharacterized. NCBI's taxonomy places the organism in Eukaryota, Metazoa, Tardigrada, Eutardigrada, Parachela, Macrobiotidae. Bases 57 to 1022 code for a protein of 321 amino acids. The transcript is spliced from 3 exons. The record is from RefSeq and is a predicted model, not a curated record.
ACAACCUCCCCGUGGAGGUGGCCACUGGACGCCCAAAUGCCGCUGCAAUCAGUGCAAUGUAUGCGCGCGGAGGGAUAGAACUGUGCGUCUGCCUGUCACCCAGCUUGAUCUGGUGGUGUUUCAUGCUGCUGCGGCACUUCGCGACCGCCUCCGCUCCCUCAUCUCCGCAGUCGCCACCCGUCAACCUUAGCGAGAUGCUGGCGGAGGCCCUGCUGCAGCCCCGAGACGACGACCGCGUGGUGCUGGCACAGCUGGCGCCCAGCCGAUUCUUGGAGGGCAGCGUGGUGUCCCGACCGCGGUUGGGCGAGGACGCCGUGUUCCACUGCCACGUCCCCGUGGGCGUUGACUGGCGCGAUGUGUCCUGGCUGCACGACAACUGGUCCGUCUUCCGAGGAGGAUGGCCGCGAGCGCUUCCCGAGGAGGACACCACGGGACAGACCUACAGCUUCAGCGGGGUCAACCGCACCCUCAUCCUCGUCGUCCGCGACGUCACCAUGCGCUCCGGCGGCUCCGUGGACUGCGUCAUCCCGCAGUACUCGCAAUCCACCCGCAAGCCCCACCGCGAGUACCUUGCGCGCUUCCUGCUGCUGCCGCUGGUCACGCGCCGCAGCGAGGUCUUCGCCGCGGUCGACAAGACGUACGUGACCGCCAUGGAGGGCGAGGAAGUGACGCUGCAGUGCAGCGUCUACCUGCCCCUUCCAGAACACAUCUACGGGAAUCUGCGCAGCCACUUCAUUUGGGUGCACAAUGGCCGCAUCAUCGAUGGUCCCCGGGAGGAGCCGUACGGAUGUCCGCCGUUAGCCGGGGAAGGACCGCGGGACGUCGAACCCUACCUCUACCCAGAUCCCUCCAACAGCCCCGGACGGCUGGCCCAUGCGCGCGUCCUUUUUCGGGCCGUCACGCUGGCCGAUGCCGGGGACUUCCAGUGCUGGUUCCGACCGCACUACGCACUGCAUGAAUGGAUCGUGCAGAAUAUUACGAUGUUGGUUCUUCCCAAGAACAGCACGCAGUCUGGCGAGUAGCGGCAUGGACCCAGUAUGGGAUCGACGCAAUGUCCAUGUUGAACGAAAAGUUGUAUAAAUGCAACCGAUAAUAAAUAACUCGCAGUGCACUUUGCUGGCGGGACUGACCUUUCUUGCUCACUUA